UUAUUUCAUUGAACUUUAAAGGUGUUGGCCGCAAGAUGGUCGACCGGCGGCCGACGCAACCCGAAAGGGAACUCCGUAGCUGAUAGCUCUGCUGAAACUUGAUGAUCCAGUAAGGAAAGAAAGUUUUAUAUUGUAUUCAGAGAGAGAACAUAAAAGGGAUGCAUCUAUGGCCGUCUUUGAGGAUCAGAGAGUCGUUCAAGUUGGCGUACCUGCAGAAUUUGGAAUGGAACCUCCAUAGGAUGAAGCAGCAACAGAAGCAUCAGUCUCAGCAGAAACUCGUGGAUGUUAGUGAAGGAGGAGACGCAGUCGAUUCAGAAGCGCAACGUGGUGGUGGGGCCCUGAUCUUGUGCCGGGAGCUGCUUCUGAUCCUCUCUUGCUGUUACUGUUGCUUCUGUUGUGGAGCUUGUGUUGAUGAUGAAGAAGCAAAUUGAGUAUUCCUUUUGAGAUUUGCUUGUACAAACAAGAUCUUAUCGCAUUGCUCAAGCAAGAGGGGGGGAAAGUGUCUGUAUUGCUGUAUAGCUGCUUCUGAACGCACUUUAUUCGCAGAUUUUCUUUGUGCCCAGCUGUGGUUAUUGGUUUAUCUUUCUAAUUAGUUUAUAUGUUUCUGAUUGAUUUCCUUAUCAUUGAUGAUUGAAUUGUCUCCUCUUGCUUCGUGGCAUUACAGCAUUGCUCUCUGAACUUAACCAAAAUAGCAUCGUAUUAUGAUGUUUAAAUAUAAGGGA
Molecule: messenger RNA, 722 nt
Organism: Diospyros lotus (date-plum)
Lineage: Eukaryota; Viridiplantae; Streptophyta; Magnoliopsida; Ericales; Ebenaceae
Exons: 2
Coding region: 159-431 (90 amino acids)
Source: RefSeq, a predicted model, not a curated record